Molecule: messenger RNA, 1024 nt
Organism: Amoebophrya sp. A120
Lineage: Eukaryota; Dinophyceae; Syndiniales; Amoebophryaceae
Source: the annotation of a GenBank genome assembly
CAAGGCGCCAGAAAGCGACGCGCUGAAGCGCACACCGACAGCCUACGCCCUGGGCGAUGUGUGCGAAGUACUGGAGACUUUGGGCCCGACGUCCAUCUACCAGCAGGCCGAGCAGGAUUUCAGGCAGCUGUUUGCAAAAGAGGAAACUUUUAGCGGAGCUACAAGCAGCAGCAGUGGAACUACGACCUCAAAAAAUGAUCAAGAACGAGCGACAACAUUGUCCAAACCCGAAGAUCUUUCGGACCGGCUGCAGCCGCACAACCUGCAAACGAGCCGCGAUUUUUGUCGGGAGCAGUGCUUCAUCAUUCGCAUCGUCGAUGGCGUGGUGCACUUGAUUGAGUCGAAAGGCUCGUUUCAGUCACGGCACCAGAUAACGUGGACCCUAAUCCAGCGCGUCGUCGAGAAGUACUGGCAAAAUAUCGAAGUAGACGCGGGACCCGUGGAAGAGAGAAACCUGCCGAGCGAUGGUGUCGAUGAAGUUUCAUCUCUCGAUGCGAGCAGCAGACCUGUUGAGCGGGCAGCUGCAAGAGGUAGAAACUACGACCUCGAACUUGUCAUCGACACCUCAGACGGGUUAAAUACGCCCAGGUGCAAGGCGGACAGUGCAAAUUACUACCCAGAUGGAGAGAAUCUCGCCUCGUCUGGACGGGACGCCGAGAAUACCAGUCAACAUCCACAGCAGGCGAUCGACGAGGCGGAAUGCCACCGGGGCUCCGCGGGUUUGACUCUUCUGUUGGCGAAGCGGUUUCCGGACGGAGCUGGGAUUCUGUAUCCGGAUUUCUCUUUUCACAGCUGGCCCGAGGCGGAAUGUCCCGAAGCGGAUUUGCGCGGCUCGCACGGCUGGGACACGGUUACCCGGGACUUGCUGCAGGUCGGAGAUGCACACAGCUUCGCGGACAAAAUCGACGCGGUCUUUUGGCGGGGCGCGGAUACCAGCCCGCUCAGGCGCGAGGUCGUGAAGAACAUCCACCGAAUAAGGACUGAAUUGGAGACCCACCACCCGGAACUCGAGGGCAAAAUCGAC